AUGGAUGGAUGCAAGAAGGGCAAACCAGUUUGCCGGGCGCUUCUGUCCAUUCAUCUGGUUCCUGGUUGUGUUGCUGCUGUCUUACGGGCUAGACGCAACCCGUUGCCCAGUUACGCUAGGCCAAACUUGAAACCCUCUUCUCCGAGGCUUCCAAUGCAAUCGAUGCUUGAUGAUAAAUUGGAGAUGAGUCCAGCUAAUAUCCCCGCAGUAGGAAAUUAUCUGAAGAAGGCCGUUGAUGUAGGACUUGCUCGAAAUGUUGAAGCAUCUCCUUCCUGCCAGCAGAGCGUCAAGAAUAGUCAGGAAUAG
Protopolystoma xenopodis is the source of this 306-nucleotide messenger RNA. The record is from the annotation of a GenBank genome assembly. NCBI's taxonomy places the organism in Eukaryota, Metazoa, Platyhelminthes, Monogenea, Polystomatidea, Polystomatidae.